This is a messenger RNA of Aspergillus fijiensis CBS 313.89, 225 nucleotides long. Its product is annotated as putative quinol monooxygenase. The record is from RefSeq and is a predicted model, not a curated record. Bases 1 to 225 code for a protein of 74 amino acids. The transcript is spliced from 3 exons. Lineage: Eukaryota; Fungi; Ascomycota; Eurotiomycetes; Eurotiales; Aspergillaceae.
AUGAGUGAGAUCCACUUGAUUGCUACUCUCCGCCCUGCAUCCGGCAAGGAAGCCCAGCUGCGCGAGAUGCUACGCCAAACAACGGCUCACGUCACUCACGUUGAGAAAGAUUGUUUGUCGUUUCUGCUGACAGAAAUGACUGAUGGCAAUGGUAGACUGCUCUUCAAAGUCAUCGAGAGAUGGGCCAAUGCGGAGGCCCUGGUUCGCCAUCAUCAACGAGAGUGA